This is a messenger RNA of Peromyscus californicus insignis, 6982 nucleotides long. Its product is annotated as endogenous retrovirus group K member 5 Gag polyprotein-like. The transcript is spliced from 3 exons. NCBI's taxonomy places the organism in Eukaryota, Metazoa, Chordata, Mammalia, Rodentia, Cricetidae. Gene Ontology annotation, biological process: viral process. The record is from RefSeq and is a predicted model, not a curated record. Gene Ontology annotation, molecular function: structural molecule activity. The coding region runs from base 168 to 1589 and encodes 473 amino acids.
UGCUGCUUAACCUCGACGUCCCUCGCCAGUUCUUGGUUCCAGGCCAUGUGGGUUGCAACAGGUGGAGGUCCCACUGAGACUUGGAAAGAAGGGGUAAGCAUAUGAGGCUCACCUUCACAAAGGAAGGGGGAGGAUUGGAUGUAACAGAGUAAAAUAGGGUACGUACCAUGGGGGAUUCCACAGCUAAGGCUCAGUUGGCCACUGAGUUGAGAGAGCUGUUGCAAAAACAAGGAACAGGUAUUAAGUCUAGUACCAUACUGACAUUUGUGGACACUAUAGCUGAAGCUAGACGGUGGUUUCUGACAGGAGGAGGGUUGAAUAUCCCUGAUUGGGAACAGGUGAAACGUGAUCUACAGAAGGCAUUGAAGGAUACGGGACCAGAGGAGUUUCCUAUUGCAGCCUUUUCUCUUUGGAGGCUGGUAAAGGAUGCGCUAUUAACUGACAAGGUGAAAGUGAAGGAACAGUUAGCAGAAUGUGAGCAGGCUUUCGCCACUGCCCAGGAAGCUGAAACUAAUGAGUCUUUAAAAGGGGAAAAAGAGGAAGAGAAGGCUAUGACACCCCGCAAGAAACUUGCAGUUCAGGAUGAUGAGAGUGACCUGGAGUCUAUAUAUGAGUUGUUGGAUGAGGAGGAGCAGUUAGAGAGAGAGGCCGAAGAAUUACAACGGCGGCUGCAGAAAACGAAAGUAAAACAUAAAGAGCCUUCGGCUCCGAUCUGCUGUCGUCCGCCUCCUCAUAAUCCAUACUGGUUGGAUAGGGACAAUCAGGGUGAUAAGGAGGAAGGGAAAUGGAGGGGAGUUAUCUGGCAGGAUACUGUGCAGGAUUAUCCCAUUUCCGAAACUGUUAAUGCUGCUGAACAAGCUGUCAGAAAUCAUGUACCGUUGACAUUUAAAGAAAUGAAACAAUUAAAAGAAGCAGUGAGCAGUUAUGGUCUGCAGGCUCCAUUCACUGUGACACUUUUUGAGUCCUUUUCAGCUAGCUAUUUAACACCUAGCGAUUGGCAGCAAUUAUGCCAUGCUGCCCUGUCUGGAGGAGAUUAUCUCUUGUGGAAAAGUGAGAAUCACGAAAGAUGCUUAGAGCUGGCACGCAUUAAUGCGAGGGCCGGUCAACCCCAGAGGAAUUAUGACAUGCUGGCAGGCGCAGGGCAAUAUGCUGAUAUUCAACAGCAAAUAUUGUAUGACCCUGCCACUUACACUCAAAUAGCUAAUGCAGCGGUCCGAGCCUGGAAAUCUCUGCCAAACCUUGCUGCGGAAGAACAAAUUUCAAAGGUCUUGCAAGGUCCUUUAGAACCCUAUGCAGAUUUUGUUUCAUGGCUUUUGCAAUUGGCAGGAAAGAUCUUUGGAGAUUCUGAUCAGGCUGUGCCAGUAGUUAAACAGUUGGCAUAUGAGAAUGCAAAUAAGUAUUGCAAAGAAGCAUUAAGAGGGAGCAAAGGCAAGAGUUUGAAUGACAUGCUUCAUGUCUGCAAAGACAUAGAUGGUAAUCAUAUUACUGGACAAGUUUUAGCUGCUGCCAUAAGACAUGGCUUGCAAGGCAUGAAUGGUGAGGUGCUCGACCUAAAGGAUGUUUCCAGUGCAGGCAGGAAGGCCAUUUGAAACGUGAUUGCCCACAAAACAAUCCAAACCAGUCACCUGGAAUAUGUCCCAAAUGUAAAAAGGGUCAGCACUGGAGUAGUGAAUGUAGAUCUAAAUUUGACACACAGGGUAACCCACUACCUUCAGGAAUCAGGGGACGGGCCCCGCUCCGGGCCCCAAAAGCCAGAGUGUACGAAGCUAUGCAGACCCAAACAGUAAUCCCAGGCAGUGGUCACCUCUGUUUCAUUCUACAAAACAACCCCUUUCAAUUGACCAACUCAGUCAAGGAACACCAGGAAGUGCAGGACUGGACCUCAGUUCCACCGCCAGAGCAAUCUUAACCCCUCAAAUGGGACCUCAAGCACUACCCACUGGAGUUUAUGGCCCCUUACCAAAAGGAUCUGUGGGACUGCUUUUGGGUAGAAGUAGUGCGUAUAUGAAGGGCAUAAGGAUUUUGCCUGGAGUGAUAGAUAAUGACUAUGAGGGAGAGAUAAAAAUCAUGGCAGAGGCAACACAGGGGGGCUUAGUGAUCCUGCAAGGGGAGCGUAUAGCUCAGCUACUUCUGCUUCCUAUUGUUUCUACAAAAAAAUAGAAGUUUAUGUGUAGCCCAGGGAAAGAGAGGUUUUGGGUCCACUGGUACUCCUCAAGCAUUCUGGGUAGCCCACCUAGACUCUAGGCCUAAAUUAGAAUUAAAAAUUCAAGGUAAAUCUUUUAUGGGGAUUCUUGAUACUGGGGCAGAUGUAUCCAUUAUAGCCAAAGAAUAUUGGCCUGCACGAUGGCCUCUGGAGGAUUCUACAGCAGUGUUACAGGGCAUAGGACAGACCAGACCACAGAAAAGUGCCUGCAUAUUGAAGUGGAGUGAUCAGGAGGGGCAUGAAUGACAUUUUCAACCUUAUUUUGUAUUAGGUUUACCUACUAACCUGUGGGGAAGAGAUGUGUUAGAAACCAUGGGAGCGGUUCUCACUACUCAAGCUCUAAAGGGAGAAAAUCCAUUCGUUAAUAACAUAAUGAUGGAUAUGGGAUGGACACCAGGAAAAGGGCUGGGAAAGGCAGAGCAGGGUUGUGUUGCUGCUCUUACUGCCACCGAUGAGGUCACCAGCCUACCUGGAGAUCAGAGAGGCUUAGGGCAUUUUUAGUAUGGGUCACUGGUGUUCGGCCUUCUCCCACACCUAUUACUUGGUUAUCUGAUGAGCCUGUGUGGGUAGAUCAGUGGCCCUUACCACCAGAAAAUUGAGGGCGGCCCAUGAGUUAGUGCAGGAACGAUUGUUGGCAGGGCAUAUUGUCCCUUCCAUGUCCCCCUGGAAUACUCCUAUUUUUGUUAUCAAGAAAAGGUCUGGAAAAUGGAGACUUUUACAAGAUUUACGUGCAGUAAAUGCCACUAUGCAGUUAACGGGGGCUCUUCAGCCAGGCCUUCCCAGCCCAGUUGCUACUCCCAAAGAUUGGCAUAUGAUAGUGCUAGAUUUGAAAGAUUGCUUUUUUACUAUUCCUUUGGCUCGGCGAGAUUGCCAGUGUUUUGCAUUUUCUGUUCCUUCUAUUAAUUAUAAAGAACCAUAUAAGCAGUAUCAUUGGGUUGUUUUACCUCAAGGAAUGGCUAAUAGCCCCACUAUGUGUCAAAUGUAUGUUGCAGAAGCCAUACAACCCAUUAGAGCAAAGUUUCCAUAUGUAUAUAUUACACAUUAUAUGGAUGACAUAUUAUUGGCAGCAUCCACCCAAGACUGUGUAUUACAAGUUUAUGCAGACUUGCAGCAAGCACUUGCAGCUGCAGGAUUAGUGAUUGCCCCAGAAAAGGUACAAAAUAUGGCUCCUUAUCAAUAUUUGGGAUAUACUAUAAAUUCUGUAGGGGUAUUUCCACAGAAAUUAUAAUUUCAUAUUGCAGAAUUAAAGACAUUGCAUCAUUGGCAGAGGUUUUUAGGGGAAAUUCAAUGGCUCCGCCCCUCAUUCCAAAUACUCACUGGAGAACUUAAGAUGUUUUAAAAGGAGAUUCUUCUCCGACUUCCUUAAGGACCCUAUCAGCAGAAGCCAAGGCCACUUAAGGAAAGGUAGAACAAGCACUACAAGAACUCCAAGUGCAACAAAUAGAUUAUACCAAGCCCUUAUUAUUGCUAAUUCUUCCCUCUGAAUUUUGACCUACAGGAGUAUUUUGGCAAACAGGGCUCAUAUUUUGGGUGCAUUUAUCUGCAUCCCCAUCUAAAACUUUGAAUGCAUAUUAUGAAUUAGUAAUUUAGCUCAUAUGGAAAGCUAAAUAUAUGGGGGAAUCCUUGUUUGGAAAGUCUCCUGAGUGCUUUGUACUCCCUUAGACACAAGAAAUGUUAACUUUUCUUGUGUACUUUCACAGGCUAUAUAGAUAAUCUUUAUCCAAAACAUAAACUUAUAGAAAGCUUUAAAGUGUGUAGUUUUAUUUUUCCCCAUAUUGUAAAACAGGAACCUAUUAAGGGUUUUUGUUUAAUUUUUACUGAUGCAUCUAAAGGAGGUUUUGCUGUGGUCAUCAAUGGAGAUGAGGUAACGUGGAUGACAAUGGCCUCCAUGACUACAUAACAAGCUAAGAUUACAGCUUUACAAUUGGCUUUGCAAGUUUACUCUUUAGAACCUAUAAAUGUCUAUACUGAUAGUUGCUAUGUGGCCAAAAUGAUGCAUAGUAUGGAAACCACUCCAUACACUGGAAAACAGUCCACAGUACAUUCUCAAUUACAGCACCAUUCAAAGGUUAAUUUGGACUAGAAAACAUCCUCUGUUUGUGGGCCAUAUACGAGGGCACUCUGGUCUUCCAGCGGUGCUUGCAGAAGGCAAUGCCACUGCAGAUGUAGCUAUUCAUUUCACUUGUGUAGUCACCACCUUUGAUCAGGCAUUUCAAUUACAUCAGAAAUUCCACCUCAAUGUGCAAACUUUACAGCAUCGUACUGGCUAUACUCACACUGAGGCCUUAAAAAUUGUAUCUACUUGUGCCACUUGUGCUCCUUUUAUUCAUGUACCAUCAUCAGGUGUUAAUCCUCGUGACCUACGUCCCAACCAUAUCUGGCAAAUGGAAGUCACGCAUAUUUGAAGUUUUGGAACUUUAUCAUAUGUACAUGUGUCUGUGGACACGUAUUCUCAUUAUAUAGUAGCCACUCUUCACAAGGGGGAGCGUGCACAAGAUGUAAUUAAACAUCUUUUGGCUGCUUUCUCUUGUAUGAGAGUUCCACAGCGUAUUAAAACAGAUAAUGGACCAGCUUAUGCCAGCCAAAGUUUUCAGAAAUUUUGUUCACAAUGGAAUAUAAUUCAUAAAACUGGCAUUCCCUAUAACCCUCAAGAACAAGUGAUAAUUGAACGAGUGCAUAAACAUUUAAAGACUUAUUUGCAAAAAAAAAAAAACAAAAGAAGGUGAGAUGUACAGGGAUGUACAGGGACCCCAAUUACUCCUUUCCAUUAUUUUAUUUAUUUUAAAUUUUUUACUUGUGGAUGUUCAUGGGCGUACUGCAGCUCAAUGGCAUUUUUCGGUCCCCUCUCCCUCUGAGGUUCUGGUCAGGUGGAAGGAUCUUUCCACGGGCACAUGGCAGUCCCCAGCACCGCUAUUGGCUAGGGUAAGGGGAGCAGUUUGUGUGUACCCUCCAGGUGCUGAGAAACUAAUCUGGAUACCAGAACAGUGUGUUUGACCUGUGGAACAGACACAGAAAUAACAUGAAGAACCUCAUGAUUCCGAUGGUGCUGAUGGUCCUUAGCCCUUGGGUCUACACAGAGUCUUCAUGGAGCCUGGUUAAGAAUCCUCCAGUUUUGUUGCCAAUGCCCUAAAGUCCAGCAAGCUGUGGGGAUUCAUCAUCCAGAGUCCAAAGGGGAAAAGUCCACUAAGAAGAAAGCCAAGUGUCUCUUAAUGUGAGGUGAUGGGACAAUGAAGAUGAAAGUUGGAAGGUUUAGGAGGUAAUUUGCAUGCAUGGAAAUCCUUAAAAUUAACAGAAUUUUGGCUAUAAUUACAGGACUUCAAAAGAAGGAAGAUAUUGGCAGGUAGGGAGGUGCCAGAGGAGCUAGGCGAGGACAAAGAAUAAGAUGAAAAUAAAGUAUAUGAAAAAUGUUAUAAUAAUAAAAGAAGAAAGGUAAACAAGGCAGAAGAGCAAGUUUGGGAGAAGACAACUGUGAUCUGUGGUUCUAUGUAGGCUCUCCAGGAUGAGCGAUUGGACUCAGAAAACUGAGGGGUAUAUUGAGCAUAAAGGGUUUAUUCAGAAGAAUUGGGCAAUUUGUGGAUCGAGCAUUUAUACCCAUUUUCAUGGUACCUAUAAUGACAUGUAAAUACAUAACUUAUGAAAUUUUGUUUUAAUAUAUGUAAAUAAAUAGAAUUUUCCCAUGAUAUUCUAUACCAAAUCAUCUCAUAUUUCAUGAAAAGAUGUUGUUUAAACUAGAAACACCUAGAAACCCUUUUAUAAUACUGGAUUUAUAAUGACAUCGUUUCAAAUGAGCUGAAGAAUCAAUAAUGCCAGUUUUCCAUAUUGUACUUCAUUAACUUUAAAAUAUUAAUUUUUUACUUUUAGAUUCAUUUAUGUGUAUGUGUGUGUCCAUACAGGUGUCUGCAAAAUCUGCACUAGAGCCCACAGAGACUAGAAGUGGGUGUCAGAUCCUCUGGAGCUGAAGUUACAGGUGGAUGUGAGCUAGCUGCUGUAGGGAAUCGAACUCAGUUCCAUUAGAAAAGCAGCAAGCACUCAUGUGGAUUAACGACUUCAAUCUCUAUUAACUUUCAUUUUGUAUUUUCUUACAUCUUCAAAAACAUCAUAAAUUGUAAAUGGAAAAAUUCAGCAUAUCAAAGUAAAUCCAAAAACGUAAAAAGUACAACAAAACCCACUAUGGAACUUUGAAUGACAAUUUAGCCAUGUUUUCCUGCUGGUCUAUAAUAUAUUAUUGCUGACAUUGCCUAGUGUACUAUCAUAGGGGUAAUUAAGUCAUCCAUAUUCACAGUAAUGGAAAGCAACUUAAUUAUUAGAAGUAGACUCUAGGGAUCCCACUUACUUUUGUUUUUUAAAUUAUAUUAGUUCUCUGAGAGUUUCAUACAGUGCAUUUUAAUGAUAUUCACCUUAUAAUUCUUGGCCAUUUUAUCUCCUUUAUUACCCUGCCAAUUUUGUAUUCUAUUAUUUUUUAAUCUUUAAGACCAAUCUCUCAUCCCCAAAUAAUCAUGGACAUGUGAUCUUCCACUGGAGAGUGCUUGGCUUACCAGGUUACCAGGGAUUAUGAAAACCUGCUCUCACUGUCCCGGCAGCUACCUCGUGAUCCUGGAUGCUGGAUGCUAUGGAAUAACUCAGAGUUCUCCAGAGAACUGCAUUAGACCUGGCCUCACCUCUCCUGGAUCCUGCAACCAACUACCUUUGCUAGUUGUAAGAUAACUCAAAAUAAACUUUUGACUAUCAGAUAAUCUAUGUGGAAUUGCCUCAUUAAUUGCCACUAUAGAUUAACCCUCA